ACGAAUAAGCCCAAUUGUUGACCCAGUUGCUGCACCAUCCAUCCCCAUUCCUUCAACAAAUUCUGCAGCUAUGGAGGAAGAAGGACAAUAGCUCUUCCCUCGUAAUCAUCAUCACCACCAGGAUAGAGAAGAAAUUAAACAAAGCCCAGGAAUAUUUAUCACCAAACCUGAGUUACAGCUGAAAACAUCUCCACCGUCUCUUAAGAUGCAAGGCACGGAAGAUCUGCAUUCGGUGAGUAGUCCUAGGAGAGUGCUUAGUUUUUCAAAGAGGAGGAAGGCGACUGUAUCCUUUCUUGAUCCCGAUGACAAAGCUGCUUCUGGGUUUGGUGUGUCUGGAGAUCAUGGCCCCAAAUCCUCUGAAGUUUAUGGUUUUGUAGGCUCCAUUACUACCGUUGUUGCCACAGCUAUUUUCUUUGUAUGGGCAUAUGUUCCUGAAAAUUGGUUGCAGGCAAUUGGAAUCUUUUACUAUCCCAACAAGUACUGGGCAUUGGCUGUGCCAACCUAUGGCAUGGUGACAAUCUUAUUAGCUCUGCUAUUUUACGUUGGUCUCAACUUCAUGUCAACCCCACCCCCUACUUCCUUGAAUACAAUCUUCGAUGAGUUCAGUAGGGAACCUUCAACAUUCAUUCCAUCGCUGGAGGGAGAUGAGCAGCCCAUUGAACCCAUAUCUGAUAUUGGCAUCAAUAAAAUCAAUGAUCUCAUGUUUAAUGAUGUGAAGUAAAAUUAUCGACCUCAUGUUUAUUGAUGAAGAAUGAACAGUGCACGUCAAAAGAAGCUGUUCUGCCAAAUUUACAGUAUAGUCAUGAACAUUCAUUUUACAUUGCAACUUGCUUGAAACGUGUGUAACUUGUCUCUUUGCAUAUGAAUAUAAAAUCUCAUUACUUCUCAGUCUUAAAA
Molecule: messenger RNA, 897 nt
Organism: Populus trichocarpa (black cottonwood)
Lineage: Eukaryota; Viridiplantae; Streptophyta; Magnoliopsida; Malpighiales; Salicaceae
Product: phosphatidylinositol N-acetylglucosaminyltransferase subunit P
Exons: 4
Coding region: 206-721 (171 amino acids)
Source: RefSeq, a predicted model, not a curated record